Messenger RNA from Cynocephalus volans (Philippine flying lemur), 2943 nucleotides. RefSeq names its product SLIT and NTRK like family member 3 (gene SLITRK3). Bases 1 to 2943 code for a protein of 980 amino acids. NCBI's taxonomy places the organism in Eukaryota, Metazoa, Chordata, Mammalia, Dermoptera, Cynocephalidae. The record is from RefSeq and is a predicted model, not a curated record. The transcript has a single exon. Gene Ontology annotation, biological process: positive regulation of synapse assembly; axonogenesis; regulation of presynapse assembly. Gene Ontology annotation, molecular function: protein binding. Gene Ontology annotation, cellular component: GABA-ergic synapse; postsynaptic density membrane.
AUGAUGAAACCUUCCAUAGCUGAGAUGCUUCACCGAGGGAGGAUGUUGUGGAUAAUUCUUCUAAGCACAAUCGCUCUAGGAUGGACUACCCCGAUUCCCCUGAUAGAGGACUCAGAGGAAAUAGAUGAGCCCUGUUUUGAUCCAUGCUACUGUGAAGUUAAAGAAAGCCUCUUUCAUAUACAUUGUGACAGUAAAGGAUUUACAAAUAUUAGUCAGAUUACUGAGUUCUGGUCGAGGCCUUUUAAACUGUACCUGCAGAGGAAUUCAAUGAGGAAAUUAUAUACCAACAGUUUUCUUCAUUUGAAUAAUGCUGUGUCCAUUAACCUUGGGAACAAUGCAUUGCAGGACAUUCAAACAGGAGCUUUCAAUGGUCUUAAGAUUUUAAAAAGGCUAUAUCUUCAUGAGAACAAACUAGAUGUUUUCAGAAAUGACACCUUCCUUGGCUUGGAAAGUCUGGAAUAUCUGCAGGCAGAUUACAAUGUCAUUAAACGAAUUGAGAGUGGGGCAUUUCGAAACCUAAGUAAAUUGAGAGUUCUGAUUUUAAACGAUAAUCUCAUCCCCAUGCUUCCAACCAAUUUAUUUAAGGCUGUCUCUUUAACCCACUUGGACCUACGUGGAAACAGGCUAAAGGUUCUUUUUUACCGAGGAAUGCUAGAUCACAUUGGCAGAAGCCUGAUGGAGCUCCAGCUAGAAGAAAAUCCCUGGAACUGUACAUGUGAGAUUGUACAACUGAAGAGUUGGCUGGAACGCAUUCCUUACACUGCCUUGGUGGGAGACAUCACCUGUGAGACCCCUUUUCAUUUCCAUGGAAAGGACCUGCGAGAAAUCAGGAAGACAGAACUCUGUCCCUUGUUGUCUGACUCUGAGGUGGAGGCUAGUUUGGGGAUACCCCACUUGUCAUCAAGCAAGGAGAAUGCAUGGCCAACCAAGCCUUCCUCAAUGUUGUCUUCUGUCCAUUUUACUGCUUCUUCUGUUGAAUACAAGUCCUCAAAUAAACAGCCUAAGCCUACCAAACAGCCCCGAACGCCAAGGCCACCCUCCACAUCCCAAGCUUUAUAUCCUGGUCCAAACCAACCUCCCAUUGCUCCUUAUCAGACCAGACCACCCAUUCCCAUUAUAUGCCCUACUGGGUGUACCUGUAAUUUGCACAUCAAUGACCUUGGCUUGACUGUCAACUGCAAAGAGCGAGGAUUUAAUAACAUUUCUGAACUUCUUCCAAGGCCAUUGAAUGCCAAGAAACUGUAUCUGAGUAGCAAUCUGAUUCAGAAAAUAUACCGUUCUGAUUUUUGGAAUUUUUCUUCCUUAGAUCUAUUGCAUCUGGGGAAUAAUCGUAUUUCUUAUGUCCAGGAUGGGGCCUUCAUCAACCUGCCCAACCUAAAAAGCCUCUUUCUCAAUGGCAAUGAUAUAGAGAAGCUGACACCAGGAAUGUUCCGAGGCCUACAGAGCUUGCACUACUUGUACUUUGAGUUCAAUGUCAUUCGGGAAAUACAGCCUGCAGCCUUCAGCCUCAUGCCCAACUUGAAGCUGCUAUUCCUCAACAAUAACUUGCUGAGGACCCUACCAACAGACGCCUUUGCAGGCACAUCCCUGGCCCGGCUCAACUUGAGGAAGAACUACUUCCUCUACCUUCCUGUGGCUGGUGUCCUGGAACACCUGAAUGCCAUUGUCCAGAUAGACCUCAAUGAGAAUCCCUGGGACUGUACUUGUGACCUGGUCCCCUUUAAACAGUGGAUUGAAACCAUCAGCUCAGUCAGUGUGGUAGGUGAUGUGCUCUGCAGAAGUCCUGAGAACCUCACCCAUCGUGACAUACGUACUAUUGAGCUGGAAGUUCUUUGCCCAGAGAUGCUGCAUACUGCACCAGCUGGAGCAUCCCCAGCACAGCCUGGAGAUUCCCACCUUGUUGGGGGACCAACAAGUACAUCACCGUAUGAGUUCUCUCCUCCUGGGGGCCCUGUGCCACUUUCUGUGUUGAUUCUCAGCCUGCUGAUUUUAUUUUUCUCAGCAGUCUUUGUUGCUGCAGGCCUCUUCGCCUAUGUGCUCCGACGGCGCCGGAAGAAGCUACCCUUUAGAAGCAAGCGGCAGGAAGGUGUGGACCUUACUGGCAUCCAAAUGCAAUGCCACAGGCUAUUUGAGGAUGGUGGAGCUGGUGGCGGUGGAAGUGGGGGUGGAGGUCGACCAACUCUUUCCUCCCCAGAGAAGGCCCCUCCUGUCGGUCAUGUGUAUGAGUACAUCCCCCACCCAGUUACCCAGAUGUGCAACAACCCCAUCUACAAGCCUCGUGAGGAGGAGGAGGUGGCUGUUUCAUCUGUCCAGGAAGCAGGGGUUGCAGAACGUGGAGGUCCUGGGACACAACCGCCGGGAAUGGGUGAGGUUCUCCUAGGAAGUGAGCAGUUUGCUGAGACACCCAAGGAGAACCACAGCAACUAUCGGACCUUGCUGGAAAAAGAAAAGGAGUGGGCCCUGGCAGUGUCCAGCUCCCAGCUCAACACUAUAGUGACGGUGAAUCACCAUCACCCUCACCCUCACCACCCAGCAGUUGGUGGGGUUUCAGGGGUAGUUGGGGGACCUGGGGGAGACUUAGCUGGGUUCCGCCACCAUGAGAAGAAUGGUGGGGUGGUGCUGUUUCCUCCUGGGGGAGGCUGUGGUGGUGGCAGUAUGCUACUAGACCGAGACAGACCACAGCCAAGCCCCUGCACAGUGGGAUUUGUGGACUGUCUCUAUGGCACAGUGCCCAAAUUAAAGGAGCUGCAUGUCCACCCUCCUGGCAUGCAAUACCCAGACUUACAGCAGGACGCCAGGCUCAAAGAAACCCUUCUCUUCUCAGCUGGAAAGGGCUUCACAGACCACCAAACCCAAAAAAGUGAUUACCUCGAGUUAAGGGCCAAACUUCAAACCAAGCCAGAUUACCUCGAAGUCCUGGAGAAGACAACAUAUAGGUUCUAA